This is a messenger RNA of Radiomyces spectabilis, 2088 nucleotides long. Its product is annotated as Sec1-like protein. Gene Ontology annotation, cellular component: cytosol; Golgi membrane. The transcript is spliced from 12 exons. The record is from RefSeq and is a predicted model, not a curated record. Bases 69 to 2015 code for a protein of 648 amino acids. Gene Ontology annotation, molecular function: syntaxin binding. Gene Ontology annotation, biological process: intracellular protein transport; endoplasmic reticulum to Golgi vesicle-mediated transport. NCBI's taxonomy places the organism in Eukaryota, Fungi, Mucoromycota, Mucoromycetes, Mucorales, Radiomycetaceae.
UGACACGCCAUAUCAAGGCAAAGUCCUCUCUUUUUUAUUACAGUUACCCUCUCUUUAUUAAAGUGACCAUGGCUGAUGCUGAUGAUCACUCGCUGCGUGCGGCGCAGUAUGCUGCUAUUAUUUCCAUGCUGAAUCUCAACCAGACGGAUCCACAGGCUCAAAAUGAUGCCUUGGAUGACCCUGCGAGUACCGUGGCACUACGCGAAAACGUUAUUUGGAAAGUUCUCAUCUUUGACAAGUUUGGACAAGACAUCGUUUCGUCUAUUAUGCGUGUCAAUGACCUUCGAGAUAACGGCGUCACCGUACACAUGUUGCUUUCGCAGGAUCGAUCAGCUUUACCCGACGUACCAGCCGUUUACUUUGUAGAACCCACCAUCGACAAUGUGAAGAGAAUAGCCGACGAUCUUAACCGCAACUUGUACGAUUCUUACUAUAUCAACUUUUGUUCUACUGUUCCUCGUCCUGUUCUGGAAGAGUUUGCCACCACCACUAUUGCCAACAAUACGGCAGAUAUGGUCACACAAGUGUAUGAUCAGUACCUCAACUUUGUAUGCACGAAUCCCGACGUCUUCUCUUUAAACCAGGCCAACGUGUUUGUCAAUUUGAACGAUCCUACAGCUGCAGAAACCAUGAUUGACGAAACUAUCGAUCGUACUGUCAAUUCGCUUUUUUCGGUGAUCGUGACCAUGGGUGUGAUUCCUAUUAUACGAUGUCCUCGUGGUAAUGCGGCGGAAAUCAUUGCCAACAAACUCGAUAGUCGAUUGCGCGACCAUUUGAUGAAUUCGCGUACCAACCUAUUUUCAGAAAGCGCACACAAUUCGUCGAAUUUGCAACGCCCUGUGCUUAUUAUUCUGGACCGCAGCAUGGACUUGACUCCCAUGUUGAGCCAUUCAUGGACAUAUCAAGCGCUGGUACAAGAUGUACUCACCAUGAAACUUAACCGGAUCACGGUGGAAGCAGAUGAACACAACCCCACACGGAAAUCAUACGAUCUCAAACAAAAGGACUUUUUCUGGAACAAAAAUGCUUCCAGUCCAUUCCCUCAAGUCGCCGAGGACAUUGAUAUCGAAUUAAACAAGUACAAGGAGGAUGCGGCUGAAAUCACACGAAUGAGCGGUGUCAACUCGUUGGAGGAUGUGAAUCAAGUGGAUUUGUCAAGCAACACCAAGAUUCUCAAGUCAGCCAUUACAGCUUUGCCUGAAUUGACGGCGCGCAAGGAGACCUUGGACAUGCAUAUGAACAUUGCUACAGCUUUACUGAAUGCCAUCAAGGACCGACAGCUGGAUGCGUUCUUUCAAAUUGAAGAAAACAUUACACGACAGAACAAGAAUCUGCUGUUGGAAGCGCUUCGGGAUCCGGAAAAGAAGAACCCAAGUGACAAGAUGCGUUUGUUCCUCAUUUACUACCUCUCCACCGUGGAAGAGAUCUCAAAAGAGGAUAUGGAAAACUAUGAAAAGGCGUUACAGGAUGCAGGCUGUGAUUUGGCCCCGCUGCAUUACAUCAAAAAGGUGCGUGCACUGAUGCGUAUGACGUCCAUGUUGGGCUCACCUACCGCCCCAUCGGGCGGGUUUUCUCAAAAUGAUCUCUUCCGAGGUUUUAGCAGUAUUGGCAACAAGUUGAGCGAUCGAUUAAAGGAAGGCGGUCUUGGUGGAGGAUUCGAGAACCUGUUGUCGGGUGUGAAGAAUUUAUUACCGACGCGAAAGGAGCUAGUGAUUAGUAAAAUUGUGUCAGACAUCAUGACUCCGCCUUCAAACGAGGCUUCGAAAGCAGACGAUUACUUGUACUUUGAUCCCAAGCUUAGCAAGAACGCGCGUUCGCCACGACAACACCGCGUGGCAUUUCAAGAAGCCAUUGUGUUUGUCGUGGGAGGCGGCAACUAUGUUGAAUACCAGAAUUUACAGGAAGUCGCCAAUGCCAACAAUCAAAAGAAGAAAAUUACCUAUGGAUCCACGGACAUUCUUUCACCCAGUGAAUUUUUGCAACAGUUGGAUGCUUUAGGGAAGAUUGCGGCUUAAAACAUGGGGACUCCAAUAAUUUACAACCAUAAUAAUAAUCAAAAAAAAAAAAAACCAAUACAGCUUUCAAAGG